AUGUCGACAGAUCCACAGAUCAGUUAUGGCUCCAGGGAUCCCCUGUUUAACGACCGAGUACAGUUUCCAUCUUUCUACAGAACUAUCCCUGAUGAACUAUCUGAACUUAAAGUGAUUGUGAAGCUGAUUAAACACUUUGGCUGGAAAUGGGUCGGGCUCAUUGUAUCUGAUGAUGAGACUGGGCUUAGGGCAGGUGAAAAUCUGGAGAGAGAAAUGAAGAUACGUGGCAUCUGUCUGGCCUUCUUCAUUAUAAUCAAUAAUGGAUUAUUGGCUUCUAGAGAUUCCAUUGAGAUUAAAGAGAUAUUAGUCAGAAGCACAGCUAACGUGAUAGUGAUUUUAGCCAGUUUAAUGAACGUUGAUUUUUUUCUGUUCUUUUUUGCCGUCUUUGACAUGCCGGAGAAAUUAUGGAUUUUAUCGUCAACUUUCUUAAAGGUUUUACGUGUGGCUUAUCCUCAAAACAGGAAAACGUUUAAUGGUGUUCUGGUUGUUUCUUAUCAACGAGGAGAAAUUCCUGGGUUUAAAGAAUUUAUAUACGGAUUAGAUCCAACUGAAUAUAAAGAAGGUAUUCUCUUUCCAAAUGUCUCAGAGCGAUUGUCAGAUUGUGAACUUUCCAACACCAUCCCAAGCAGGACAGGCAUUUCCCUUCCUAUAUGCACCGAGAGUGAAUUCUUUGAUGAGUAUGAUCUUCCAAUAAAUGAUACAACAAACUUCAGAAUAUCUUAUGGGGUUUACACGGCAGUAUACACAAUGGCCCUCGCGCUCCAUAAACUGUACAUGAAUCAAAAACUGGAAAGUCACCCUGAAAGCAGAGGAAAUCUACAAGCACAUUUUAAGCAAUGGCAGCUAAACGCCAUGAUGCAGAGGAAAGAUUUUGGGGGAGCUGCUGGAGACAGAAUGUACAUAAAAGCCAAAGGAGACCCAUCCACCCAGUAUGAACUUCUGAAAUGUUUCUUCUCAGAAGAAGGAGGAGUCCAAACGGUGAAGGUUGGAAGCUUUGAUACAACCAAACCUGCUGGGAAUCAGCUGUACAUUAAUAGCAGCGCUGAUCUCUGGGGCCCUUAUUUUACAGAGCGCCCCAAGUCUCAGUGCAAUGAGCCCUGCCUGCCCGGAUACAGGAAAUACAAAAUCAAAGGGGAACAACCCUGCUGUUAUAAAUGUGUCCCGUGUGCGGAAGGGGAAAUAUCCAACUCCUCGGAUGCACAGAGCUGUAUAAAAUGUUCUGAAUAUGAAAAGUGCAAUGAAAAGAGAAUUGUCUGCAUCCCAAAGAAUAUAAACUUUCUUUCCUACUCUGAUCCCUUGGGCGCUACUUUAUCCUCCAUCUCUAUAAUAUUCUCUAUUGGUUGUUCUGCGAUUCUAGGAAUCUUUAUAAAGUACCGCGAGACUCCUAUAGUGAGAGCCAACAACCGAUAUCUCAGCUGUCUCCUCCUCAUCUCUCUCAUGUUGUGUUUCCUCUGCACUUUAUUAUUCAUUGGGCGCCCAACUCAGAUAUGUUGUCUCCUCCGACAAGUAAUAUUUGGGAUUGUAUUUACUAUUUCUGUUUCUUCUGUGUUGGCUAAAACUCUCACAGUUAUUAUUGCCUUCAAUGCCACAAAGCCUGGGAGCAAGCUGAAGAAGUAUGUAGGAACCCAACUGGCCAUCAUAUUAGUCUUUGUAAAUUCUUUAGGUGAGAUUAUAAUCUCCAUUGUGUGGUUGGCCUCCAAUCCUCCAUUUCGGGAGGCUGAUACACUUUCGGACCCAAACUAUAUUAUUCUGCUGUGCAAUGAGGGAUCCGGCUGUUUCUUCUUCUGUAUAAUUGGAUAUAUAGGAACGUUGGCCCUACUAAGUUUCAUUGCUGCAUUUCUAGCCAAGGAUUUCCCUGACCGAUUUAAUGAGGCUAAAAACAUCACUUUCAGUAUGUUGGGGUUCUGUAGCGUGUGGGGGGCAUUUGUCCCUGCAUACCUGAGCAGUAAGGGCAGUAGAAUGGUGGCAGUUGAGAUAUUUGCCAUCUUAUCCUCCAGUGCUGGGUUAUUGGGCUGUAUAUUUAUUCCCAAGUGCUAUAUCAUAUUUCUAAGGCCUGAACUCAACAGAAAAGACAACAUUGUUAGAAAACAAUAG
Messenger RNA from Xenopus tropicalis (tropical clawed frog), 2094 nucleotides. Its product is annotated as vomeronasal type-2 receptor 26-like. Gene Ontology annotation, cellular component: plasma membrane; membrane. The transcript has 5 exons. Gene Ontology annotation, biological process: G protein-coupled receptor signaling pathway. Gene Ontology annotation, molecular function: G protein-coupled receptor activity. NCBI's taxonomy places the organism in Eukaryota, Metazoa, Chordata, Amphibia, Anura, Pipidae. The record is from RefSeq and is a predicted model, not a curated record. Bases 1 to 2094 code for a protein of 697 amino acids.